GUGAACCCUGACCCGAGUUACCCCUGAUGAUUCGGGGCUCUGACAUGGGGGGUCCAUCUGGGCCGUCUCGGGGCAGUCUUGGCGAUCCUGCGCGGCCCCGCAGCCGGCGGCCGCUGGGCGCUCUCUUGCGCCGGCGGCGGAGGCCCGCGGCCGACGAGAGCCCGCUGGCGUGGAGCCCCCUCCGCGGGUGCCGCGGUGGGCCCCGGCGCUAUCGGGCCGGCCGCGGCGCAGCGGCGCUGGGUCUGCGGCGGUCCAGGCGCCCGCAGAAGUCCGCGGGCGCCCGCGGGGUCUGGGCCGUGGCGUGCGCUCGGGGCGGGGAGGCCGACCUGCGGCCGUGCAUCCCCCUGGAGGAGCUCCGCAACGGCGACGUGCCGAAGGUGGGCGGCAAGAGCGCGUCCCUGGGCGAGAUGAUCGGGGUGCUCGCGGACGUGGGUGCCCCGUGCCAAGGGACUUCUCCAGGGCGGCCCAGGCGUACAGGGACUUCCUCCAGCAGGGAGGCCCAGGCGAAAGGAUCAACGGGGCCUUCGAGGACGAGGGCAUCUACACCGACGCGACCAAGCUGCAGGAGGUGAGCAAGAAGGUGCGCCAGAUGAUCAUGGACCUGCCCCUGCAGGCCGAGUUCGAGGACGUGCUGAAGUGGCUGUGGAAGCGAGUCUCUCCCAGGCAAACGAGGGUUUACAGGUCGCCGCGCGCUCUUCGGCCACCGCGGAGGACCUCCCGACGCGUCCUUCGCUGGCCAGCAGGAACCGUACCCUGACGUGUCCAGGUACGAGAAUUCGAAGGAGAAAGCGCACCAGAGCUGCGCCUCCCUCUUCACAGAUCGCGCCGUCUCCUACCGCCACGACAACGGCUUCGACCACCGCACUGUCCAGGUGUGCGCCUGCGUCCAGAAGAUGGUCUGCAGCGAGGCGGCCUCCCGCUGGCGUGAUGUUCGCGCUCGACGCCGAUUCCGGGUUCCAAGCUCUCGUCUUUGUCAUUUUGAUGUGGGGCCUCAGCGAGACCGUGGUCGGAGGACCGUGAACCCCGACGAGUCCUAUGUGUAUGUCUUCAGCUGGCGCUGCGGGAGGGCAAGGAUGUGGUGGUCUCCAAAACGAUGGGCUCCAAGCUCGCCAAAUUGGUGCACGCCAGGGAGGGCGGCAGGCAGACCAUCGAUACCACCCCCGAGAGGCGUGCUGGCCGCCUUUAGAACCGCCGCAUGUUCAGUUCCAGGGCGCCGCGCCAUUGGUGACCAGCGCCUCGGCACACCUGCAACAGCCAGGUCCCGUACAGCGUCGGACGGGCGCGCGUAGUAAGUCUUACAUUUUAUUGUAAGAUUGCGCGGGCUCUUUGCAUUGAACCAGCAGCUGUCCCCCCUGGUGCAUGGGCUCGGCCUGCGCCUUCACUCCGCGGCUGCGGGGCCGUGACGCAUGGGCCAGCUCGCCUUCCAUGGUUGCCCUGCGCACGCUUGUUUUCGCGUUGUUUUUAAUAUGUGCUGACGCGCGUGCAUCGCGGGCCAUCCCCCUGGUGCGCGGAGCCCAUCCGAUGCCUCCAUUCCGCGGCUGCGGGGCCCUGGCACUUGGGCCAGAUCGCCGCCCAGGGAUAGCCCCUUGCGCGUGGUUCAUUUUGUCUUUGUUACGUGCCUUGCCUUCGCGUCGGACCUCGCGCCUGCGUCACCGGUGUGGCGCCGACUGGUUGUGUCUUCCAGUUGGGGUGCAUUGCGCGCCGGGUCUCUCCCGUUCCUUCCUCUAUCCCCUUUCCUCCCCUUUCUUUCGUGUCUCCCCUAUCAUUGAGAAUGCCACUGUUAGUCGCCGCCGCCACGGUCGUGCACUGUCGAUUUCACGGCGUUCGGGCCUCGCGCUUUUUCGACGUCGCGCGCCGUCGUCUUUGAGUGAAUUGUUUUUGUUCGACCCGCCGUCGGUGCCCAGCUUUCUCCAUGUUGCGCGCUGCGGCCUACCGCGUGGGCGGGGCGCGUGGCCGCGGCGAGCCUCGCUUUUCGCCCGCCGUGUCCGCCCUACCAAAUGCAUCCCUUUUCUCCUCCUCGCUUGUCUUUUCUUCGCGCAUGCCGCGCGCUCGUUCCCCUCUCAGGCCACGGUUCAUUGCGUGCGUUUGCCUACACCAUGUCGGCUAUUGUGGUGUUCCCGGUUUGCCUGGCGGCGUUUUGAGUCGCACAGCGGUCGAGGCCGAGCCAGGCGAAGUUUUGUGGUCGCGUUCUUCACAUCAACCCCCGAGAAAGA
Prorocentrum cordatum is the source of this 2213-nucleotide messenger RNA. The record is from the annotation of a GenBank genome assembly. Lineage: Eukaryota; Dinophyceae; Prorocentrales; Prorocentraceae.